CCAUGUAAAGACAGAAAGACACACGGAGCUCUGUGUAGACUGUGUCCAUGUUGUAUUACUUGUCAGAGUUCUUCCAGGACUUGUGCAUUAAUGUUAUUCCUUCAGAUCUGCUGUUUUUCCCGUAGAGGAGGACAGAAAGACACUGAGCCCACCUGUUGAAAGAUUAGAGCUAUUUCUUCAGAAUGCACAAUGCAGUCACAAGAUAUUGUCCCAGGAAUGCCCAGGAAGAUCGGAUUCACUGUGGUAAACUCUUCCAGUCAUGAGGAGAGCUACAGCGCCCAGGAACUGAAGGUGCACGUGCCCACAGCCAAAGGAUGGAGGUCCAGCAGGCUGUGCUCGUACCCCCAGACUCUCACACUGCAGCUGGAGGAGAGGAGCCGUGUGAGGAAAUUACAGCUGCUGGCGCAUCAGUAUAUGAUCCCAUCCAGAGUGGAUUUCCACAUCGGGGACAGCCUGCCCACCAGCAGCCCCCUGCGCAAACUCGGGUACGUGUCUCUGUCUGAUAACCAACAGACAGGCUUCAAAGCACGGGAACUGAAGUCUGUGCACGUGGACGCCAUCGGAACUCACCUGAGGAUAACCCUGCACCAGAACCAUGUGAACCCUCACAACCGCUACAACCAGGUUGCUUUGGUUGCCAUCAAUGUCCUGGGCGACUCAUUGGAUGGGAACGUCUUCAACACAAUAUCCAGCCGCGAGCAGCUGAUGGAGCAGUACCUCGGCAGCGGGCAGCAGGAGGCAGCCCUGGACGCGACCUACAUGGGUAAAUGUGAGUCCUUCUGCCCGCUGGACGAUCUCGCCUUCGACAUGUACCAGGACCCUGAGGUGGCCCAGCUUAUCCGCCUCCUGGACCAGAGGAAGCAGGAGAUGGUGCACCACGAGAAGUUUGAGAAGGCCCGACUUCUGAAGCAGGCACUGGCCGACCUGCACAAGGUGGGUGAGCGUCUGGCCCGGCUGGCCGUAGAGAAGCGCUAUGCUCUGGAGAAGGAGGACUACGAGCAGGCUGAGGACAAGAGGCAGCAGAUGGAGCACUACCGCAGCAUCGUGUACCGCCAGCUGGAGGCGCACCAGCUGCUAGAGCACACACCGGUCUCCACCUCAGUGUCCGAGUGCUCCCCCUGCUCCCUGCCCUCUCCAGACCUGUCUCCUGACCUGCCCAAGCCCACCCUGUCCACAGACUCCACGAACACGGAGCACAAGAGCCGGAGAUCUAACCCCGAAACCCACCUGAGCCCAGAGGACCUGACACAGAGCAGCCCAGCCAGCAGACCCAGCUCACUCAAUUUUGAGGUUCCGACCGUGCCUUAUGAUGAGAGACCGUUACCUGCUCUGGAGAGGAGGGACAGGCCAGUUGAGAGCACGAUGAGCCCAGCGGAGGAGCACAACACCCCUGAGGCAGCCGUUAUCAGAGGAGAACCAGAGCCACUGACCGAGAAGGCCCAGCGAGAGGCCGGAGCUGCACUCGAGGUCUUUGGGGAAACCACUGUGCGUGCGGCCUUCUCUAAGACGUGGUCGUACCGGGAGGAUGCGCUGGGGAUCGUGCAGCAGAAGCUGAGGGAGGCCUCUGGCUCUGGGACCAAGGACGAGCUCAGGGGGAUGGUCCGUGCCGCCGUGCUUCUGCUCAAGAGGAGCCUACAGGACAAAGUCUUCUCUGUGUUCCAGUGCUCCCUUCGGCUGCUGCUCCUCCUGCUCAGUGAGCUCAUUCCUGGCGCUGGUCUUGGGAGAGCAGAGGUCACCUACUGUCUGGAGCAGACCUGGCCCCUCCUGCUGCCCCGCACCUGGGAUGCCUGCAGCCACCUGCGCCUCUCUGCUCUCUCCUCUGUACAGGAGAUAGCCAUGCUGAAGGACGUGCGCGCUCUGCAGUGGGUGCCUUGUGAGCUGGUGAAGGUGCUCUCCUCCACAAUCCCUGCUCGUAUGGCCCAGAGUCGGGUGGAGCUGCUGGAACAGCUGCUGUCUGCCCUGGGCACACAUGGCUCCGGCUUCACCCUGGACAAUGUGAUGACUUUCUGCACAGGAGCCCUUGGUCACAGCGCGUCCACGGUCAGGGAGGCAGCCGUCCGGAUCAUCCUGUCCAUGUACCAGCAGCACGGGGCCCAGCUUCUCCGGUACCUGCCCCCCAACGACCACGCCACACACAAGAACUUCAUCUACAAGAGGAUCUUUGAAGGUUUCGCCCAGAUUGAUGGGACUGUGGCAGACGCACAUGGGACAGGAGAGCCCCAGAAGUCAGCUCAGUCUCUCCAGGAGCAGCUGGUCACCUUCAAGGAAAUCACUGACAAGAAGAAAAGCACUGGAGUCCAAAGAGGAACAGCCAAAGAGGAGGAGGCCCGGAGAACCACUCGAGCCACUCUCCCAAAGAUGCAGAAGCAGACGCCGCAAGUUGCUGAUACUCCUGAUUCUGCUGGUAACUAUUUAGACAGUCUGUGUGUUUUCUGUGGGCGGAGGGACGAGGCCUUCACUGAGGACGGACUGGACCGGCACUACUGGAAGCACUGCCCCAUGCUGCGCCUCUGUGACCACUGCAAACAGGUGGUAGAGAUCUCCAGUCUGACAGAGCACCUGCUGGGGGAGUGUGACAAUCAGGGCAGCUUCAGCCCGUGUCCCCGGUGCAGCGAGGCCGUGCCCCACGAGGAGCUCAGGGCCCACAUGGAGGGGCCCCAUUGCAACCCCCCCAGCACUGGGAAAGCCUCCAACCACUGCCCCCUGUGCCACAGCAACUUCCAGCCUGGAGACGAGGCCUGGAAGACACACCUCAUGGGCCGACAGGGCUGUCCACACAACCUCCGCAGAGCCGCACUCUACCAGAAGACUCAGCCUCUACAAGGCCGAGCAGUGGACAGCAGCAGGCAGAAGCAGGGCUGGACCACAGGGCCCCUGGGCAGAGACAGCAGGAUCCCAGCUCUGGCCCCCACACACAAGAGCAACGCCGGCAAACGCUGACAGGGUCUGACAGGGUCUGACAGGGUCUGACAGUGUCUGACCCACCACCGUCUGCAUGUGGGAAGCGCACUGACAAUCUGCUCACAAACUGAACUGUUGAAUAAAAAAUCAUUAUAAUUCCAAUUUCCUUUAAGACACUGUACCAGAUUUUUACUGAAUCUUAAAAACUCUUAAAAGUGGAUAAAAACAGAACAAGUUUUAAAUGGUUUGCAGUGGUCCAAAGGUAUUCCUCACUCUUCUAACAUAUUCCUAAUUAACUCCACUCAGAGGCCAUACUAGAGUUUCACAGUCACGGUAAUGCACAAACUAGAAUGCUAACAGCGCAUUCAUGCUUCGCAGAUGAUAAUAAUACUUUAGAAUUAGAGUAGACAGCACACCAGGAUCUGUACUGAGGCAAGACAAAUGUGACUUUAUACAUGAAAAAGGUUGAGUAUAGCCCCUUUAAAAAUGUAGUCUCAUCUUCAUCAAUGUCACUUUAAUCCCCUUGUAUUAUACAUUGUUGCUAGCAGAGGGAUGAGCACUUGAGGAAAGCUGUUUAAAUAAGGCUAAAGACAAUAGCUGCUACUUUGACCAAAACAGGGGGAAUCAGAUUAAGACUCAAGUGCAGAAUUACUCAAACAUGUGAAUGAAACAAGCACAACAGUAUGGUCCUUCUGGUUAUAACAAUAUUACAGUUGAAGUUGGGUAUGCUAUGCCAUAUUUCAUUUUGUUCAUAUGGAAAAAGAGGCAACUUACACUUCUAAAGAGAUAAAGACAGAUAUUAUGUGCAGGUUUUGCCAAAGUUUGAACCACAGAAGUGUAGAGGACAGGUGGAGAUCAAAUAUGCAAGAGAUACGUAAGUGGGUUGGACUACAUGGCAAAGAGGAAUACAAUAAUACCGUAAUAGUUUAUUUUUAGAUUGUCCUUAGAAUGGACAGCUCAUGUUGAGAGGACUCUGGCUGCAGACCUCCACCCACAGGACCCAGGUGACUCACCCCCAUCCACAUGUCCCUAAAAUUAAACACACAGCAGCCAAAAAAAGGCCAAUGUCUAUUGUUUCCUGAAGACACUUUCCUGAAUUUUUGGCUAAUUAUCACCAAACAUCUUGAUCUUAAAAAAUAGGCCUAUGCUGAUAGUUUAAUAUCUGUUUUGUUUUUUGUUUUGUUUUUUAACAUUUGACUUCCCUGUGCAAGUACUUCAAAUUAGAAAUGAAAUCUAUUGGUGUUUAAAUGUCUGAAGAGCUUCAAAUUGAAACAAACUUUAUCACCUUUAACAGACAGUGACCUAAGGCAACAUCUGAUACAAAGUGUUAUAAAGUAAAGUCACGACAGAUGCUGAGGGACAUGCGGGUGGUGGCGGUGUGUCCUGGUGGAGGUCAGUAGGGUAGGGUCCUCUGGGUGGUUGCUCAUGUGGGGAGUAGUGUUUUUAUAUUAUGUUACAGUCACGAUAACUGUACCCUGAAUGUAUGUGACAAUAUUGAUGGUUUUAACCAGUGUUGGGAAGGUGACUUUUAAAAUGUAUUCCCCUACAGAUUACAGAUUACAUAUCCCAAAAUGUAGUUUGUAACGUAAUCCAUUAAAUUACUUAAAGUGAGUAACGUAAUCUGAAUACUUUGGAUUACUUGAUAUUGUCAUGCUUUUUAAAACCGCAUGAAUGAACCGACCACAUCCUGAAAAGUCUUGUUUGUUCUCGUCAAAUUGGCCCUGGUUUAGACCUGGUUUAGGCCUGGUUUAGACCUGGUUUAGACCUGGUUUAGACCUGGUUUAGACCUGUUUGGACCUGGUUUAGUCCUGGUUUAGACCUGGUUUAGUCCCGGUUUAGUCCUGGUUUAGACCUG
Boleophthalmus pectinirostris (great blue-spotted mudskipper) is the source of this 4756-nucleotide messenger RNA. RefSeq names its product centrosomal protein 104 (gene cep104). The record is from RefSeq and is a predicted model, not a curated record. The transcript is spliced from 22 exons. Lineage: Eukaryota; Metazoa; Chordata; Actinopteri; Gobiiformes; Gobiidae. The coding region runs from base 190 to 2940 and encodes 916 amino acids. Gene Ontology annotation, cellular component: cilium.